Messenger RNA from Leptopilina boulardi, 1516 nucleotides. It is a transcript of the gene ProRS-m, whose product is annotated as probable proline--tRNA ligase, mitochondrial. Gene Ontology annotation, biological process: prolyl-tRNA aminoacylation. The record is from RefSeq and is a predicted model, not a curated record. The transcript has 6 exons. NCBI's taxonomy places the organism in Eukaryota, Metazoa, Arthropoda, Insecta, Hymenoptera, Figitidae. Gene Ontology annotation, molecular function: ATP binding; proline-tRNA ligase activity. Gene Ontology annotation, cellular component: mitochondrion; cytoplasm. The coding region runs from base 85 to 1413 and encodes 442 amino acids.
CAAUGAACAGCUGAUAUUUUGUCGUCUGCUAUUGAUUGUUUACAUUCAUACAUAUAUAUAUAUUUAAAUAUUUUUUUUCCAAAAAUGUCCAAAAAUUUCUUCAAUAAUUAUCACAGAGUUUCAAAACUAUUUCAACCAUUAAAUAUCCCACAUAAAAAUGCAUCAAUAACAAAAACAGAAAUUUCUAAAAGCUAUAAACACAUGAUUGAUACUGGAAUAAUAAGUAAAUGUAAUACAGGAAUGUAUGCACUUUUACCUUUGGGUUAUCGUAUAUUGGAAAAAUUAACAGCAAUUGUUGAUAUUGAAUUAUCAAAAAUUGAUGCACAAAAAAUUCUUCUUCCGGCUUUAGCAGCGAGAAAAUUGUGGAAAAAAACUAAUCGACUUGAAGAAGCUGGUCGUGAAUUAUUCAUACUUGAAGAUAGAUAUAAUGCUGGUUAUGUUUUAAGUCCUACACAUGAAGAAACAAUAACUGAUCUUAUAUCGAAUGUUGGACCACUUUCACCAAAAACACUACCUUUAAGAUUAUAUCAAAUAUCAAGUAAAUGGAGAGAUGAAAUGAAACCUCGUCAAGGUUUUUUGAGGAGUAGAGAAUUUAUAAUGAAAGAUUUAUAUACAUUUGAUACUGGACCAGAACAAGCAUUAGAAACUUAUGAAAUUGUUAAUCAAGCCUACGAAAAUAUAUUCAAUAAAAUUGGAAUUCAAUAUAAAAAAGCUAUUGGAUCUGCUGGAUUAAUUGGUGGAUCCUUAUCACAUGAAUAUCAUUAUCCCUCGGAAGUUGGAGAAGACAUUGUAUUGUCAUGUUCACAGUGUGAUUAUCAUAUUAAUAAAAAUUCCACCGAUGAAAAUACAUGUCCAACGUGUAAAAAUUCUUUUUCUGAAAUUAAUACAGCAGAGAUUGGACACACAUUUUUCUUAGGAACAAAAUAUUCUGAACCAUUAAAAGCAAUUUACAAAGAAAAUCAUAAUAUUGAACCAUUAUCAAUGGGUUGUUAUGGAAUCGGAAUAACUCGAUUAAUAGCAUCAGCAGCUGAAGUUUUAUCUACAGAACAAGAACUUCGAUGGCCAAUUUCAUUAGCACCUUAUACUGUUUGCAUAAUUCCACCAAAAGAAAACAGUAAAGAAGAAUCGGCAUUACAAUAUAUGGAAAAAAUAUGUGAUAUUUUAUCUCAAACAAAUACCGAUUUUAUAAUCGAUGAUAGAAUACAAUUAACAAUUGGUCAACGUUUAAUUUAUUCCCGAAAAUGUGGUUUUCCUUAUGUUAUUGUCGCUGGUAAAUUGGCGACAAAUUCUAAUCCACUCUUUGAAUUACACGAUUUAAAUAAUUCCACACGUAAUGAUGUGAGUUUGGACAAUUUAUUUGAUUUUUUUAACAAGACAAUAGAUCAUCAAAAAAUUUGUAAACACGCCGUUUAAGAAAUUUAUCACCAAAAUUAGUUAUUUAUAUUUCUUAUACUUUGUUUUAAAAAAAAAAACUAAUUUAUUGAAUAAAUUUCAAUUAAAUUAAUAACAAAAUUAA